AUGUACAGGUGAGUGGCAUACACGGUACCACGUGUGCCCUCCCCGGUGCCAGUACCAGGGCGCUUACUAUUCACGCACUUCCUGCUGGCGGCAGCUGCUGUAUAAACCCACCGGCACACGUGACACUGUGUGAGGUACCGAGAAAGACGGGACAGGAAGAGGCGGAGCUUGAGUAUCAGUAAUACGCUGACGGUUGCUUGUGAUCCUCAGUAUGGCAGAGGAGGGGAACACAAUGGAAGUAGAUGGAGGCAUCAUGGAGGGGGGGGGGCAGAUCUUGCGUAUCUGUACGGCUCUCAGCUGUCUGUUAGGCAUCCGUGUGCAUGUUGUGAGGAUCCGCGCUGGGAGAAGCACACCGGGACUCAGGUGUUUAGACCAAUUGCCGAACGCUUUGCAUUUAAGUUGGACUGCGACAUCAGGAGAAGGGGCUAUUACCCCCGGGGAGGAGGGGAGAUCUUAGUCAAGGUGUCUCCAGUGAAGAACUUAACCCCCAUCACUAUGACUGAUCGAGGAAAUGUCACCAAGAUCUACGGACGAGCGUUUGUGGCUGGUGUCCUCCCCUACAAGAUGGCGAGGGAUAUGGCUUCAAGUGCAGUGCGCUGUAUACGUCGGGAAGUUAACAAUCUGCAUGUGGAUAUCCAAGCGGUACAGGAACCCAGCGAUAAAGCUGUGGGCAACGGCAGUGGCAUCAUUGUCAUUGCUGAGACCUCCACAGGCUGCUUGUUUGCAGGGUCCGCGCUUAGUAAACGGGGUGUGCCUGCAGAUAAAGUUGGAGCAGAGGCCGCAGACAUUUUGCUAAGAAACUUGCGACAUGGCGGCUGCGUGGAUGAGUAUUUACAAGACCAGUUGAUCAUAUUUAUGGCUCUGGCUGAUGGAAUCUCCCGGAUCCGAACAGGGCCUCUCACACUGCACACACAAACAGCCAUCCACUUCGCACAACAGUUCACCAAGGCAAAGUUUACAGUGAACAGAUGUGAGGAGCCAGACGCAGAGAACUAUAUCAUUGAAUGUCAGGGGACUGGACACCAGAACCCAACUGCCUGAGUGACGAGAAAACGCGACCUCUGAGCCUGGUGCCAGCAUUGUGACAUUUACAGUCCCCUUAGCUCUUUCAUGGCACACCAGGGGGUGCAGAGCAAUGAACACAGGGACAUAGUGACACCAUGGGAAGGACCCACAGUAGUGAGAGCAUGGGUGGUGUUAUGAUCAGGUCCCUGGCACAGCUCCUCGUUCUGCUCUGUCACUGGACUUUGUGCAUAAUGACAAAUCAUGGCGUCCAAGUAGACGGGAGCAAUGCCCCUAACCAAGGCUUCCUAGGAGUCUGUCGCACCUCACCCUUGUGUCAGACAUCACGCACACUGUGUCGCACCUCACCCUUGUGUCAGACAUAACGCACACUGUGUCGCACCUCACCCUUGUGUCAGACAUCACGCACACUGUGUCGCACCUCACCCUCGUGUCAGACAUCACGCACACUGUCGCACCUCACCCUCGUGUCAGACAUCACGCACACUGUGUCGCACCUCACCCUCGUGUCAGACAUCACGCACACUGUGUCGCACCUCACCCUUGUGUCAGACAUAACGCACACUGUGUCGCACCUCACCCUUGUGUCAGACAUCACGCACACUGUGUCGCACCUCACCCUCGUGUCAGACAUCACGCACACUGUCGCACCUCACCCUCGUGUCAGACAUCACGCACACUGUGUCGCACCUCACCCUCGUGUCAGACAUCACGCACACUGUAUCGCACCUCACCCUCGUGUCAGACAUCUGUCAUCCCUUGCACUCGCCCUCUUCUGUUCACCCUUAAAUGUCCCACUGUCAGCCCUUUUAUAUUCUAAUAUCCUUGUUGCCCUGUGCUGGCAAAAAUCCCAGCAGCUUUUGAUGCUGCAGUCAGAGUAUUCACUUUGCAGUUGUCAGAGCUGCCAGGUGAGGGCAGCAGUGGGCUCCAGGAGGUUUCAGUAGGCGAUUACUGCUCUGUGUCAUUUGGAGGAUUAAAGGAUUAAUGCUGUG
Messenger RNA from Bombina bombina (fire-bellied toad), 2015 nucleotides. It is a transcript of the gene RTCA, whose product is annotated as RNA 3'-terminal phosphate cyclase. Gene Ontology annotation, biological process: RNA processing. NCBI's taxonomy places the organism in Eukaryota, Metazoa, Chordata, Amphibia, Anura, Bombinatoridae. The record is from RefSeq and is a predicted model, not a curated record. Gene Ontology annotation, cellular component: nucleus. Gene Ontology annotation, molecular function: RNA-3'-phosphate cyclase activity.